Molecule: messenger RNA, 405 nt
Organism: Racocetra persica
Lineage: Eukaryota; Fungi; Glomeromycota; Glomeromycetes; Diversisporales; Gigasporaceae
Source: the annotation of a GenBank genome assembly
UCUGAUGCUGAGUAUGUAGUCUUUGAAUUCUGUACAAAAAGAAUAUCAACAUUUGGCAUUGAUCAUGAAAUUCUUAAUGAGGUCUAUAAAUUUCCCUAUCCUAUCCAAAAAAUGGUUGUUGAUGAAAUUUUUGUUGUAGCAAAAAAAUUGGAAAAAAGUAAAGGGCCUCCAGGUUUAAUAUCAUUAGACUGUCAGUGCUUGUUCUUCUGUCGUUACUUGCUGCCUUGCCGGCAUAUUUUUCAUGACCACAUUUAUGGUACCAAUAAACUAACCAUUGAUUCUUGGAGAAAAUUUCAACGAAUUUUUGAGGAUAAUGGAUUUGAAAUAUAUGAGAGUCGAGAAUUGGUUGAAAUUGAAGUACCAGAAAAAUCAGAGGCUGAAAAGCUGCAAAAAAUAGACGUAUAA